CUGCCUUCUCCCUCUCGUGCUCACAUUCUGCCCUGCCAUGCCCUGCUCUCAAGAGGCACAAGUCAUCUCCCCCAGCAAACGGGCCCGGCCUGCGGAGGAGGGCGGCAUGCGGCUCCGCUUUGUCCGGCUUUCGGAGCACGCCACCGCUCCGACCAAGGGGUCCGAGCGCGCCGCGGGCUAUGACCUAUACAGUGCCUAUGAUUACACAGGACCACCCAUGGAAAAAGCCCUUGUGAAAACAGACAUUCAGACAGCUCUUCCUUCUGGGUGCUAUGGGAGAGUAGCUCCACGUUCUGGCUUGGCUGCAAAACACUUCAUAGAUGUAGGAGCUGGUGUCAUAGAUGAAGAUUAUAGAGGAAGUGUUGGUGUCGUACUGUUUAAUUUUGGCAAAGAAAAGUUCGAAGUCAAAAAGGGUGAUCGAAUUGCACAGCUCAUUUGUGAACGGAUAUUUUACCCAGAAAUAGAGGAAGUUCAAGUUUUAGAUGACACUGAAAGGGGUUCAGGAGGUUUUGGUUCCAGUGGAAAUAAUUAAAAUUUAUGCCAAGAACAGAAAAUGAGAAAAUAUAC
Messenger RNA from Physeter macrocephalus (sperm whale), 567 nucleotides. Its product is annotated as deoxyuridine 5'-triphosphate nucleotidohydrolase, mitochondrial. Gene Ontology annotation, biological process: dUTP catabolic process; dUMP biosynthetic process. Bases 38 to 532 code for a protein of 164 amino acids. Gene Ontology annotation, molecular function: magnesium ion binding; dUTP diphosphatase activity. The transcript has a single exon. The record is from RefSeq and is a predicted model, not a curated record. NCBI's taxonomy places the organism in Eukaryota, Metazoa, Chordata, Mammalia, Artiodactyla, Physeteridae.